UUCUAGCAUGACGAACUUUUUCAAAGGAGUAAAGCCAGCGGCCCACAUGAAAAUCUCUUUCACAAGGCACAAGAGAAGCAAAAGAUCCAGAAGCUUCUAGACCAAAGGCGAACACAUCCUCCUCCGGCUAUGUCGCUCUCGUCGGCGCGCCAGCGGCGGGCCACGGCCGCCUCGCCGCCGACCGACGACGGGUACUCCAAGGAAGCGAAGGACAGGAGGCGGCGCCCCAGCGCCGACGACGACGAGGAGGGCAUCCGGUGGUUCCUCCCGUUCCUCGCCCUCGGCCUCCUCCGCCACAUGAGCGCGUCCUCCAACCUGAUCCACGACUGCGACGAGGUGUUCAACUACUGGGAGCCCCUCCACUUCCUCCUUUACCGCUCCGGCUUCCAGACUUGGGAGUACAGUUCCAACUUUGCUCUUAGAUCAUAUUUGUACCUUUUCAUUCAUGCUCUUGUAGCUGGGCCUGCUUCAUUGAUUUUUGGGGAGCAUAAGGUUCGGGUGUUCUACUCUGUGAGAAUCUUUCUUGGCCUUAUAUCAACUAUAACAGAAACUGUUCUGGUAGUUGCUCUUUCAAGAAGAUAUGGAAAAAGACUUGCUUGUUAUGUCCUUGCAAUGUUGUGCUUAACCAGUGGCUGCUUCUUUGCCAGUACCAGUUUCUUGCCAAGUUCAUUCUCCAUGUAUGCAGUUACACUUUCCUCUGCACUCUUCCUACUUGAGAAGUAUGCUGCUGCAGUCUCUGUUGCAGCUGCUGGAGUUAUCCUUGGUUGGCCUUUCUCAAUCUUGGUGUUUCUCCCUGUUACGGUUUACUCACUAAUUAGAGGAUCUUUCAGAAGAGUAUUUUUAUCUGGAUUUCUGACUUCCCUGUUCCUUCUUGUCCUUUCGGUUAUUGCUGAUUACUACUGCUAUGGCAAAUGGACAGCAUCAGUGUUCAAUCUUCUGAAAUAUAAUGUGUUUGGAGGUGGUGAAAGUCACUUAUAUGGAACAGAGGGGUUUUCAUUCUAUUUCAGGAAUGGAUUCAAUAACUUCAAUUUUGCGUUCAUCUUGGCACUGCUAUUUUUGGGGGUUGUGCCAUUUGCAAGAAAGAAAUAUGUCCCAGAUCUAUUGAUAGUUGUAUCUCCUGUCUACAUUUGGUUGGCUUUCAUGUCUUUGCAGGCACACAAAGAAGAAAGAUUUCUUUAUCCAAUUUACCCGUUGAUAUGUGUUGCAGCUUCAGCUGUUAUUGACAUCAUUCCUGAUUUUUUCCAUGACAAAUAUUCAUCUGAACAGUCUAUCUUUGAAAAGAUAGCGAAGGGCCUGCGGCCUUUGAUCCUUGGGUUUAUUUUGUGCGCCUCCCACAGCCGAACAUUCUCCAUGUUGAAUGGAUAUGGUGCUCCUAUUCAGAUCUAUCAGCAUCUAGAAUAUCAUGAAGAUACUGGGCCUGGUUCUGUUCUCUGUGUUGGGAGCGAAUGGCACCGCUAUCCAUCAUCAUUCUUUGUACCCUCCUAUAUUAGUGAAGUUCGGUGGAUAGAUGAUGGCUUCCGUGGGCUUCUUCCAUUUCCCUUCAAUGAAACCCUGGGAGGCACCACUGCUGCUCCAUCUUAUUUCAAUGACAAGAACAAGGCCUCUGACGAGCAAUACCUGAAAGACAUUGGGGCAUGUAACUUACUGGUGGAACUUGAUCUUAGACGGCCGUACCCAUCACGAGGAAGUGAUUUGUCAACAUGGGAGACACUGGCUGCACUACCGUUUCUGGAUAGAGAGCUUUCACCUGCAUUGUACCGGUCGUUCUUCAUACCAUACCGAUGGCAGCACAACAAUGUUUUCGGCCUGUACAAGCUGCUGAGGAGACUGCAUGCUGACCAGCAGUAAUCUCAUUGUUGAAGUAGCAAAUCCAAUGAUUGCCACUCAUUGGCAGAUUUUGAUCACCAGAUGUUUCUGACUGAAAUGUGUCUUUUCCCUAUUUGUGAAAUUCUUAACAAUGUUACGUCUAGGCUAAUCUAUCCCAACAAAUGGAGCUGUAUGACUGAAUCGUUAGCUUCUCUAUUUGUCUUGACGGAAUCUGAGAAUGUAGGUUCAAAAGGAUCGUUUGUCCUGGAAAACAAUACUCGUCUGCACUGUAUGUUGAAUCAUUGGCAAAAGGCAAAUGGGCCGUUUCUACUGGCAACUGAAUUUCAGCACAUGAUCCCAAAAAUCCUCUCGUGAA
This is a messenger RNA of Oryza brachyantha (malo sina), 2182 nucleotides long. Its product is annotated as dol-P-Man:Man(6)GlcNAc(2)-PP-Dol alpha-1,2-mannosyltransferase. The record is from RefSeq and is a predicted model, not a curated record. Gene Ontology annotation, cellular component: endoplasmic reticulum membrane. Gene Ontology annotation, molecular function: alpha-1,2-mannosyltransferase activity. Gene Ontology annotation, biological process: protein N-linked glycosylation. The coding region runs from base 130 to 1848 and encodes 572 amino acids. Lineage: Eukaryota; Viridiplantae; Streptophyta; Magnoliopsida; Poales; Poaceae. The transcript has 10 exons.